AUGGCGAUGAUGCACUCGAUUCUUUUAAUAAUAUUAAUCACAUGUCAAAUCUGUACAUCCACAGUUUUAUUUCGUCUAACAAUUAUUUUCUGGGCACAAUGCACGUUUCGCAAAAUUUUAUUUGGCCUUAUCUUUCAAACGAAACAAUGCGAAUCUUCAACGACAGUGAACAGAUCUGUUGAUAGAAUGACACCAGCACUAUUAUCUCGUAUCCGCACAAAGACAUGGCCAGAGUUUCUCAACGAAACAUCAAACAGUCUUUCAUCGAAAUCGCAUAACAUUGAACAAUGGCGAACAUGGUUCAUAAAUAAACAAACAAAAACGAACAGUUAUUUCACACGUAAUCACUCUGUUGACAGUGAUAUUAUAUUUGAUCAUCGAUUAGUUCUCGAAGCCUAUCGACAUAAAAAGGUCGUUGGUUCACUUGAACCGAUUCCCAAUGAUUGUUUUCAAAUGGCAAGCCCAAUCAAUGGAACAGAUUCGUCAAAAUCAUCGGAUUCGAAACAAAACGAAUUUCUUUCUUUUCUUUAUAAUUGUGACUUAGUUGAUGGUGAUUUUAUCAAGACGCUGUACAAAUAUUUAGAUAUAAUUAAAAUGAAACAUCGUAAUGAGAACAUCAUAAAACAAAUCCGAAAAUUAUUACAAAACAAUCCUCAUACAAAGUAUCUUUUUGCUGUUGGUUCAGCUCAUCUCUUUGGAAAUAUCAGCAUUCUUCAUAUGUUACAAGAACAGUAUCCCAAUGAAUAUCAUAUUCAACGAAUAAAUGUGACAAGUCCAUAUUUUACGCAUCAAAAUUGUUCAGAUAAUGAAUUUCACCGGUUGACCAAUAAAAUGAAUCGAAGUGUAAACCAGACGUUUGACAAAAGAUUCAUCGACAAUGAACAUUUAUAUCAAUUAGCUGCAUCGUUUCUCAGUUAA
Adineta ricciae is the source of this 918-nucleotide messenger RNA. The record is from the annotation of a GenBank genome assembly. Lineage: Eukaryota; Metazoa; Rotifera; Eurotatoria; Adinetida; Adinetidae.